AUGGCGUACCGUACUCGUCAGAGUGAUCCCAGCGACACAUCCAGUGAUGAAGAAGGCCCAUCCAUCUGCAAAUCACAGAGAAUGGAUGAGCCGAUGGAGGGCCAACGGCUUGGCAGCAAAGCAGCGCAAAUGUGGACGGAUUUCUUAACCGAGCGAAGUUUACUGGAAUCGUUUUCGGGUUCAGUAGAGGUCUGUCCUGAUGGAAGCAGAAAAGUGGAACGUGGCGUGGAAAGCUAUGCGCUUCCAGAAAAACGUGCUGAUUUUGAAGAAAAAGAUAGGGUAAUGCUUUGA
Messenger RNA from Gongylonema pulchrum, 291 nucleotides. The record is from the annotation of a GenBank genome assembly. NCBI's taxonomy places the organism in Eukaryota, Metazoa, Nematoda, Chromadorea, Rhabditida, Gongylonematidae.